Messenger RNA from Motacilla alba alba, 4774 nucleotides. RefSeq names its product family with sequence similarity 184 member B (gene FAM184B). Lineage: Eukaryota; Metazoa; Chordata; Aves; Passeriformes; Motacillidae. The transcript has 12 exons. The record is from RefSeq and is a predicted model, not a curated record. The coding region runs from base 620 to 2944 and encodes 774 amino acids.
CCUGGACACAGCUCCUGGGCUCAGCUGUGCUCGUGGGCCCCUUGGCUCCCAUUCUGCUUUCAACACAGCAGCAAAAACUGAGCAAAGGUUUUCUUCAUCACCUAUGGGCCCGUCCUGGUUUAGAGAGGAUUGCCAAAAUAACAGAGCUUGUGAAAGGUGCCAACACUCUCUUCUCAGACGACCUCUGCAGUCCUUUGGCACUUAACAAGGCAGAAUGAUCUGAUCUUCAGGCAAUCUCUACUACCACAGAUCCCCGGCAGUGUCUGUGCUUCUGCCUCCAGGCUGGCUCAGCGUCUCCAGUGGGGGAUUUGUAGCACCCAGCCGCUGGCGUCUUCUCCUGGCGGAAGCUCAACCAUUUGAAGAGAAGGGGAGGGAAAAAAAAAUCCCAAUCAGGACGCUUGCACAUGCUGUUCUCUGCUUGCUCGCCUGGGUGUUCUGCUGAAGGACUGGGACAUCUGCAGAGGAGGGGGAGCGGCGGCGGCUGGAGCGUGCCCUGGUCGGGGCUGAAGUUCCUCCAGCGCCGGGGGCCGGGAGUGCGCUCAGCCGGGGGGCGAGCAGCGGGGCCGGGAUCGCGCUACCCGGAGCGCACGCACACAGACGUGAUUAAAAUUCAAGCCUAAUGGCCUCUGGCAUAAACAACAUUCAUCAGCCCGGGACUUGCAAUGGAUCUAAAGCCGCUCGCAGCAGCUCGGCAGAGCAAUGCAGUCGGGAAAUGCACGUGAAAAUGUGCAAGAAGAUUGCCCAGCUCACUAAGGUGAUAUAUGCCCUGAACACUAAGAAUGAUGAACAUGAGGACAGUAUACAGGCUUUGAGAGAGGCUCAUGAAGAAGAAAUUCAGAAAAUUCUUGCUGAGACAAGAGAAACAAUUCUCCAGUGUAAAAGCAAAGCUGAAGAAGAACAGUUACUGAGAAAGCAUAUUCAGGCCCUUGAAAUUGCAGUAGCACAACACAAGAGAUUGAAGGAAGAAGCCAUAGCAGAGUUAAUAUUGUGUAAAAAGCAAGCAGAAGAGAAGGAGUCAAGAACAGAAGUGGAAGAAGCACUUUCUAUAGACACAGGAGAUACCACUGCAGGCUUUGAAAACAAACUUCCACAUUUAAAUCAGGGGUUUGAUGGACUGCUAAAUGAAUGCAAAGUAUUUAGAGGAGAAAAUCUAGAUAAAAAUGUAAAUUUAGAUGAAAAAUGUAGUGUGGAAAGGCACACUGUAAUGAAUGGGAUGGAAAACCUGAAGAGCGAGAACCAGAAAACAUCUGAAGAAUAUACUCAGAAAACAAGAAAACUGCAAGCCCCUUGUGAGACAGAAAAAGAGACUUUGAAAAUAACCAUGCAACAAUCUGUGCUAGAAACAAAGUGUCGACAAGGAGAAACAGAGCAAAAGAAGAGCUCAGAGACUGAGGAAGGUUUUUUGCUGCAGCAGGUAAAAAAGCUGGAAGCAGACCUAGAGGAAAAAAGCCAGAAGAUAAAUGAGAGGAAGAAGCAUUCCCAGAAGCUGAAGGAGCGAAUACAGGAGCUCCAGACUCAGCUAGAUGAAUUUAAAAGAAAAUCUGAGUGUGAACUAAAGCAACUUGAGAAAGAAAAAGAAGUUCUAACUGAGAAACUUCAAAACUCUUCACUUGAGGUGGCUCAGCUGAAGCAAAUAUUAGAACAACAAGCAAAUAAUUUCAAGGAGUCAUUGAAGAAACAUAAUCUACAGUCCAACAAAGAAAAAGAGAAGCUUUUGCAGGAUCUUCAAAACACCAUUAAAGAAAACCAAAAUGUUAAACUGCAGUUGGAGGCAUCACACCAAAAAGUCUUAAAAAUGUUGGAGAAAAGCAAGAAUCAGGAACUCAAGGAGGCAGAAGAACGUUUGAAAAAGGAAUUUAAUGAGACUUUCAAGAUUCAACAUCAGUCUCAUAGGCUGGAAAUACAAACCUUGGAAGAGAAAGCAAAGAAAGAAUUACAUGAUGAACUUGAGCAGAUACAAAUGCAGCAAACCCUGUUGCUAGGAUCUCUAAGGAUGGAACUCUCCGAGCAACAGACAUCAUGCACAAACCUAAAGAAACAAAUAGAAGAACUACAAAUGGAGCUGAGGAGUGUGAGGACACUGAAGAAACAACAGGAAGGAAGUAGCCAAAGCCAGAUCAGAUCUCUUCAUGAUGAACUGGAAAAAUGUCAGAGUGAAAUUUCUGAACUCAAGAGGGAGAAUUUACUCUUGAAGGACACAAUGGAGCUGCUCAGUGCUGAGUUGGAGUCACAGAAGCAAGAAGCUGCACAGCUUCAGGAUAGAGAUAAACAGCAUAGAAGGCUACUGGUAGAAGACCUCAAUAUCAAGCAUAAAAAAGAACUGGAUAUACUGAAACGAGAUCACCGGAAGGAAAUUGAAAACAUAGUGUCUGAUUUCAGCAGCACUCAGGCACAUCUCCAAGCAAAGAUUUUCUCCUUAGAAACUGCACUUAAAGAACUAGAAGAAAAGUCAAGAAAGUGGGAAUCCAGGCCUGAAGAUACACAUCUUAUAAACUGUCUGCAAGACAAAUUAAGUGAGAGAGAAGAGAUUAUCAAACAGCUGGUGGAAGGAAGAAAAUGUCAGCAUUCUCUUUCAGCCAACACUGAAACUUACAGGAAUCGGUCAUUUUCUUUCAACCCUAAUACAGCAUGCUUGACUCCCUCCAUGAAGCAGAAGAAAAAGGUUGAGGUGCCCAGUCGUGUUGUCAGUGUUCCGAAUUUAGCUUCCUACGCAAAGAGCUUUUUGAGCUGUGACUUGAGAUCAAAAAGAAGUGCUCCUCAAAUAACAAAAUCUACAAGCUUAGACCGGAGUUCCGGCUGCCUCAGGGUGGGCUCUCCAUCAACACAGUCCUCAGACAGCAGUGCUGCCGCAAGGACACAUGGCAGUGAACCACCACAAACCAAAGAUGACCAAAAACAAGACCCUCAGCAUCAAGAAUGGUUUACUAAGUAUUUUUCAUUUUAAAGCAAACGUAUUUCCAUACUUCUCAAAAUUACUAUAAAAGUCAUUCCUGUUUUCUUUUUAGGAAUGAUAAUCCAAUAGAUGAUUUAAGGGAAGGAAAACAAAAAAGUAAUUUCUACGUUAGGAAAUACCUGCACUCUCUUACAUCUAGUAACUAUGUAGUUACAGGCAUGAAUUUCAGGAAAAUGCAUUUUUUUAAACCACUUCUGUAAAAAAUGAAGGAAAUGUUUGGAUACAGUUAUGUGAAAAGACUUUUUAAUGAAGAGACUGUAUCACUCCACAGUUUCAUUAAAUAUGGAAGUUGGACUCUGAUAUGUUCUGUCAAUUUGGCACCAGCUGAAAAAAUAUCUUCCUUCUGUACAUUUAUACGCUUGCUUCAUCAGCUGUUUAAAGUAAGUUCUGCAUAUAAUAAUGUAAUUUUAAAAGUUUUUAAUACUUUUUGUUAAGUUAAUUUUACGCUGCACAGCAUGUAGUACACCUGCAAAAAUAGCAUGUUUAUAGCAGGCUGGUUUAGAAAUAAUUUCUGGCUUGCUUCACAAACUGUUUUGUAUAGUCAGCUAUUUGCUAUGUAAUAUUCCCAUCAAAUUUCAAUAUAUGUAUCAGCCUGAUUAUUUAGGAUUAUGUGUAAGUAUGAACAUUAAAGCUUGUAAAUUAUCCAAUUUCUGUGUUUUUCUAGAGUUCUAUGUUAUGGUGAGGAAAAGUCAGACUUGUACACUAAGUUUGAGUGAUGGCAACUGCACCCUUGUACCUUUUAACUUCAUACUAGUUUUAUGCCCACAAAAAAGCAAAGUAGGGCAGUGACUACAUUUAUCAGAUCAUGCUAAUUCACUGCUGGCAGGAAAGAACCCAUGAAGAAUUUGACUCUUGGGUAAUUAACCCGUUAAGUGUAAAAGGCAGGAAAAUGUGCAACCAGCAGCCUGCUAUCAAUUGCUUUGAGUCCCCAUUUCAUUUCAACCAAUAGGGUCCAGCUACCUAAAAAAAUGUUAUACAUGCAAAGGUGUACCUCCAGCCUAACCUCUUCUCACAUCCAACAGGCAGCAGGAGCUACACCAACAAAUCACUGUCAGUCACUUCAAACAGAACAGCCACUGCAUCUCACUGAUGGUGCAAAGGUGGAAGAAGGGCAGAACACUUCUACAUGCCAAUACUUUCAACCCGGUUUUCUAGUAUUUUUUCCAAGAGGAACUGUUUGGUUGGAAAAGUGACUUUGGCAGUAGAUUUGGCAAAAAGGCACUAUUCAUACUUUUAAUCAAGAAAGAGAUUAAAUAGUGUACAGAAACCCUGAUGGGUACUUUGGCAUCUGUGAGGAUGGAAAUGAUAGUGCUGUUUUCAUUACUUUUCACCCAUGCUGCCCCAACACUAGAAAUUCAAUACACAAUUAGCAAUUCUUCCACUGUUACAACAAUUAAUUAUUCAACUCUGCUCCCAUAAAAAAGUAUAGGUAGAAAAGUGGUUAUAUAGAUGAGUUAAAUUUGUUGCAUAGUAAUACACAGGACUCUUUUGCUAUUUCUACCUCCAAAAGCUUUUCUGGCUACAUUCAACUUACUAAAUAGGGCACUGCAAUAGAAGGUACUUUUGUACACUGGUCAGUGGUAGUGAUCCUACUUCCACAAUGAGUGGUCUCUACUUUGGGGUAGGUAUUUUGGAACACCUCUUCAGUAGCCUGAGAGUAAGAACAUCAAUAACAUGAGGCCUGCAUUACAUAUCCCACUCUUUUGUGUGUGCUUUUCCAUUUCAAUUCAUCCCGUAAGAACCAAAUUUGAAUAUCCAAAGACACCUUCCAUGAGGUGAGCCAGUAUGAUGGAAAGUGAAAUUCACUUCAAAAAAAAAAAA